CAUAAAUACCCUCUUCUCCGAGAGGGCAUCGAUCGAGCACCUUUGUCUUUGCUCCAUUACCUGUACUAGGUUCAAACAGCAGGGCCACAUUGGAAUACGGCUUUUUGCAAUAUUGCCCAUGAAGCGAGGGUACACAGAAUCUCCAUCAACCUCUCUUGGUCCACCGCAUUCCAGAUUCAGACACAACCCAGAAGGUGAUUCACAAUUUCUAGAGGAUGAAAGCACAAAGAAUUUUGCCCGGAAAGUGGCCGACCAUUAUAGUGCCAGGACCAAUCAGACCUUGGAAGAACGAGAAGCAAGUCCAAUCAUUCAUUUGAAGAAACUCAACAACUGGAUUAAGAGUGUCCUCAUUCAGCUUUAUGCUCGUCGAGGGGAUGCUGUUCUUGAUCUUGCUUGUGGCAAGGGUGGUGAUCUAAUCAAAUGGGACAAGGCAAAGAUUGGAUACUAUGUUGGCAUCGAUAUUGCUGAAGGCUCGAUAGAAGACUGCCGUACACGCUAUAAUGGUGACGCAGACCAUCAUCAACGGCGCAAAAAGUUCACAUUUCCGGCUCGCCUUAUAUGUGGAGAUUGUUUUGAGGUUCGCUUGGACAGAGUUUUGGAAGAUGAUGCACCUUUCGAUAUUUGCAGUUGCCAGUUUGCUAUGCAUUACUCAUGGUCUACUGAGGCACGGGCACGACGUGCUUUGGCCAAUGUAUCAGCAUUACUUCGUCCAGGAGGCAUCUUCAUUGGAACGAUGCCAGAUGCCAAUGUUAUCAUCAAAAAGCUUAGAGAAGCUGAAGGGUUGGCCAUUGGUAAUAGCGUAUACUGGAUACGAUUUGAUGAAGACUUUUCUAAAAAGAAAUUUAAAACUUCUAGUCCCUUUGGUAUCAAGUACAAGUUCCACCUAGAGGAUGCUGUUGAUUGUCCUGAAUGGAUUGUCCCAUUUCAUGUCUUCAAAUCAUUGGCAGAAGAGUAUGAUUUGGAUCUAGUUUUAGUGAAGAACUCACAUGAAUUUGUGGAUGAGUACUUGAAAAAACCAGAAUUCGUUGAGCUUAUGCGGAGGCUAGGUGCUUUGGGUGAUGGAAACCAAGACCAGACCACAUUAUCACAAGAUGAAUGGGAGGUAGCUUAUCUGUAUUUGGCUUUUGUGUUGCGGAAGCGAGGUCAACCAGACCGUACACAAGUGAAUGGCAGAAGAGAUAAAGGACAGAUGCAAAUAUCAAAGGAGGAUAUCAUGUACGUUGGCACUGGGGUUUAAACAAGAAUCAAAACCAGGCCCUUGUAUCUCCAUUUCCAAACUUAUAACAAUAACAGAGCCUGCUCCCUGAAGCAUGGAUCAGCCCGCAUAGCCAAAGGGGAAACAUGUCAAGGUCACAAACUCAAGAUGGCUAUUCAAUUUUGUAGAAUCACAAUACCAGUUUACAGUUAUUUAUUUUGUAAUGUCUGGACAAGGAAUGCAAGAAUCAACCAACAGCGAAUGUGGUGGUUUACUUCACACCAUGCAGAAAAAGGAAAAGGAAAAAAAAAAUGAAUUUCUGUGUAUCUGUGGUUUGAUUGUCAUUUUAUGCAAAUAAGAGAUAGGCAGCUUCUGCUCCAUGGAUCCUUGAUUGAACUUGGAUGCUUUUCAGAGUAGGAUUUUUGUUGACCCUGCAAAGAUGGAAGGCAUCUAUAUUCACCUUUUGAAAAUUGGUACAUGUUUUUGGAAUAUUUGAGAACCAUGUUUCUUUGUUUGA
This is a messenger RNA of Vitis riparia (riverbank grape), 1712 nucleotides long. RefSeq names its product mRNA cap guanine-N7 methyltransferase 1. The coding region runs from base 119 to 1237 and encodes 372 amino acids. Gene Ontology annotation, biological process: 7-methylguanosine mRNA capping. Gene Ontology annotation, molecular function: mRNA 5'-cap (guanine-N7-)-methyltransferase activity. Lineage: Eukaryota; Viridiplantae; Streptophyta; Magnoliopsida; Vitales; Vitaceae. Gene Ontology annotation, cellular component: nucleus. The transcript is spliced from 13 exons. The record is from RefSeq and is a predicted model, not a curated record.